AUGGCGGAAGAAGAAACGAAAUAUUUUCCAGCAGAGCUAAGAGAAAAAGAAAAAGAACUGUUAUUUAGAGGAUACGCACUUUAUACCUACAACGCAAAUAGGCCAAGCAGUGCUGAGCUGACAGACAAGACGUCAUCGGGUACGAACGAGGAAGGUGGGGAAGGAUCAGUGGCGGAUUUCCUUCGUAAAGAAGCGACGGCUAACCAUGACUUUAGUCUAUCGCUGCUGAGUACAAACUUAACAGGUGAACAAGACACUGAACUACGGACAUUCAUAGCAAAACGGCUAGCAAAGGGAACAGUAUAUAGUGGCAGCGGCAAUGUUGCAACUAUUGAAGAUGUUCUGCCCAACACAACUAGCCAGUGUUAUUAUUGCCUGUUGAGAGGGGAUAAAGAAGAUGAAGAUAAUGAUGAUAGUGUCAUGAGUCUAGGCAGAUAUUUAUCAAAGGACUUUGUGGUGUGCUUUGUUGCUGAUGCCAAGACUAAAUUAGAAUUAUUCCAGAAAGAGCUAGAUGAUUACAGCAGCAUGUUACUACCAGAGCUAAUGACACCUAUAGAAUCACUGGAUGUCAAAGAACAGUUUGGUCAUCUGAACAACUGGUAUGAAGAAAAUGUGGAGUUCCUAUGCCGCUGUGUAUCUUUGCUUAAAGAGGACCUGUCAGUAUUAAUACAAUGUGGUCUUGUCGGGAUGAACCUUCAAGUCAAGUCAUCUGAUUCCAAACUGGCCAAGGAUGCUAAAAUGUUUGUAAAUGCAUGUAGUACUAUGAACACUUUGAAUCUGCAAGCAGGCAAGAAUCAGAUAGAGGGCAAGUCUCUUGAAGAAAAAAGCUUUCUACCAACUUCUUUGAAUUUAACUAUAGAUGAUGAGAAAAGAUGUGAAUUGAGCACUAAGGAAGCUACAUCAUUCUGUAAAGAGUGGGCAAAGACUAUGCUGAGUGGUGAUACAAAUGAUCCCAUGUUUCUCAGAGAAGUCAUUGAAAACUACAAAUUACGAGUCAACCAUGAUUUGAACACCCUCAAGAGAUUAUUCAGACAGGCAGAGACAGACCACUAUGCUUUAUACAGGUCAUACCAGUUUUUACUCAAAUGCGGUAAUGGCCCAGUCCUCCUGCACAACACCAAGCAAGAAGCCGAUGCUAUGUCUUCAGAAGAGACUUCAGAUAUUCUAAAAGUCCUUGAAGAUUACAUCAAAAACAACAACAAGUUUGUCACGACGGAAGGAUCCUGAUUACGAGUGUCGACCUCAAAUUCCCUAAAUAUUGUAAAUACGAUUAUUUUAAACUCAGUCUAGUGAUAUCAUUACGUCAUCAAUGACUUCACACAGACACUCGCGCGACCCUUGCCGUGAUGUGGCUGACUAAACGCAUCGGACAAGAAGACAAGAUGCGAUACUGUAGAUCGAUCCAUAUAAUGAAAAUGUUGUUUUUGUCAAGUUUUCAGUCCCCGUACAAAUUCGUUUCAGCAUUUGCGCAAUCCAUUUUCGGACGUACCUACCCGUGAAACCACGCCUUGAUCUCGUCUGCGGUUCUCAUUGAUCCCCUGCAAAGUUCUAGAUACGGGCUAGUGAACUAAUGUACUGGUUCGUUGAAACAUGACAAGCGGAAGUUUAGUACCUCCCCCGCUUCCUAGUAGCACUCUGUUCGCCUCGAUAUCCCUAGGUAGGCUGGGUCAUGCAGGCCUAGCUUUGUCCUAAAAAUCGUGGGGAGGAAUUUUUAGGACUGACCCUAAGGACGCCUGCAAAGGGGGCUACGUCAGACCACUUCCAGCUGGAUCCCGUGUGGUGGUCGGUAUCCAGCAAUGCUAUAUUGCCCCUAAAUUAAGGCUGGUAUUGAGAGUUAUGAAAUUCAUUCAAGUAAUCGAUUACAUGCAAUACCUCUUGUGAUUGGAUGAACGCAAAAUAUAAGGAAGCCAUUUGACUCUGCUUAUUGAUCGAUAUUAAAUUAUUAUUAUACCAAUAUGUUGAUAAUAUAUUUAUGUUAACUGGCUGAAUAACCAAGUUUUACUAAUAAGUUUACAAAUUAGGAAUAUAAAACGGCGCGCGUGUCUAUAUACUGUGAUAUAAACACGAUGGGAGCUCCCAUAGUGUUCAUAUCACAGUAUAUAGACACAAGCGGACGUUUUAUAUCGCUUUUAUAAAGUAUUUUUGAAUGAUUUCGCGCGAGCGUGACUCUGUCCUCUGAUAUAAACACGGUAGCCAGCUAACCAGCACGCGCGUUAUAUUUCAAAUAUUUUAUAAAUUCAAAUUAUGUUUUCAUUUUUWAAAAAAUACAUGUAAUUAAUCAUCGGGGUUACUAAAAGUCCAGUGGCGAUCUGAAUGCCGAUGAAACAAAUAAAUUAUAAAUAUAAUAAUAAACAAAUAGUAUAAAACUUUCAUGGCAAUGCAAGUUUUGUCAUAAUUUGCAGGCAGUAGCCCACAAAACCGCCUCACAUCCUGGCUGCUGAGAUUUUCCUUGUGUUUGAAAUACCAAUGGUGUUUAAAACGUUUAAACAGGAAGUGUCGUAAGUGCCUGCCACUAAUAGUAUCGUUCACUGAUUAUGUCAUGUGUUUAAUGAGGGCCUCCAAUGAGACUGAGUUAUUUUUAUUUUCGAGGGAAAUAAACCUGUGAAGUUAAAA
Actinia tenebrosa (Australian red waratah sea anemone) is the source of this 2613-nucleotide messenger RNA. Its product is annotated as protein Njmu-R1. Gene Ontology annotation, cellular component: trans-Golgi network. NCBI's taxonomy places the organism in Eukaryota, Metazoa, Cnidaria, Anthozoa, Actiniaria, Actiniidae. The record is from RefSeq and is a predicted model, not a curated record.